Centropristis striata (black sea bass) is the source of this 5343-nucleotide messenger RNA. It is a transcript of the gene foxo1a, whose product is annotated as forkhead box O1 a. Gene Ontology annotation, molecular function: RNA polymerase II cis-regulatory region sequence-specific DNA binding; DNA-binding transcription factor activity, RNA polymerase II-specific. The record is from RefSeq and is a predicted model, not a curated record. Gene Ontology annotation, cellular component: nucleus. Gene Ontology annotation, biological process: regulation of transcription by RNA polymerase II. The transcript is spliced from 3 exons. NCBI's taxonomy places the organism in Eukaryota, Metazoa, Chordata, Actinopteri, Perciformes, Serranidae. The coding region runs from base 316 to 2337 and encodes 673 amino acids.
CGCAGACGGAACAUCACUACGACUGGAUAACAAAAACAAAGCAGCGGGUCAACACAUUGUGGACGCUCACACCACCUUUUUUCACAGGAAACCACUUUUUUAUCAACAUACUUUUUAUUAUUGUUAACACAUAUUGUAACCGGCUUGGGAUGUGACUUUCAGAGUAGACUUUGCGCCUAGGCGGAGCACCGUUUUCCCGGACAAAUUUAUCUUGUAUCCACUCACAUUUCAAAGGCGAAGUAGUGACUUUUGAGGGGCGACAGGUUCGUCACAUUUACAUGACAGUAUAACACUUGGCUCCGUCACCUCUCGACCAUGGCGGAAGCGGCCCAGCAGCAACACCUGGUGGAAAUCGACCCGGAUUUUGAGCCCCUGUCGCGGCCCCGGUCGUGCACUUGGCCUUUGCCCCGGCCGGAGUUCAUCAACCCGGGCGACUCCAACACUUCCUCACCGGUGCCGUCUGUGAAGCAGGAGCCCACCGGCAAUGAGUUCAUCAACAACCUGAGCCUGCUGGAGGAGACCGAGGACUUCACGGAGCAGAAGCCUGUCAUCCUGUGCACUGAUUUCCAGUGUCAGGAGAACUGUGUCCACCAGCAACCUCCACAGCAGCAACAUCAGCAACAUCAGCAGCAUCAGCAGCAACAACAGCACCAGAACCCGCAACUCCCGCAUCAACAGCAGCAGCAGCAGCAGCAGCAGCAGCAGGUGCCUCUGCUCUCCUCACCGGUCGGCUCGUCGUCCUCGGCGGCCGCGGCCGCAGCAGCCGCCGCUGCCCAGAGGAAGAGCAGCUCCUCCCGGCGAAACGCAUGGGGGAAUAUGUCUUAUGCAGACCUCAUAACCAAAGCUAUCGAAAGUUCUCCUGAGAACCGACUAACUCUAUCUCAGAUUUACGACUGGAUGGUGAAGAGUGUGCCUUAUUUCAAGGACAAAGGAGACAGCAACAGCUCUGCAGGCUGGAAGAACUCCAUCAGACACAACCUGUCGCUGCACAGCCGCUUUAUUCGUGUCCAGAAUGAGGGGACGGGGAAGAGCUCGUGGUGGAUGCUAAACCCGGAGGGCGGGAAGAGCGGCAAGUCCCCGCGACGCAGGGCAGUGUCUAUGGACAACAACAGCAAGUUCACCAAGAGCAGAGGAAGAGCAGCUAAGAAAAAGCUGUCCCUGCAGGGCGGCCCUGACGGAGGCGCAGACAGCCCAGGCUCCUACUCCAAGUGGCCUGGCAGCCCAAACUCCCACAGCAACGACGACUUUGAUGCCUGGAACAGCUUCAGGCCUCGAACCAGCUCCAAUGCCAGCACUCUGAGCGGCCGCCUCUCACCCUUCAUGCCCGAGGACGAUCUCGGGGAGGCAGACGUGCACAUGGGUUACCCAGGAGCCUCUGGGACCAAGAUGACAGCCACGCUGCCCAGCCUCACAGAGAUGACGGGAUCUCUGGGACACAGUUCUGAGAAUGUCAUGGAGAACCUUCUGGACAACCUGAACUUACUGUCUCCAAAUAACUCUCAGGUUGGAGGCGGGGCGACGACCCCUGGCUCCUCCCAGUCCUCACCCUCUCCCAUGAUGCAGCCGAGCCCUGGGUACCCCGCUUACAGCUCCCCCAGCAUGGCCUCGCAGCCUCAGCAGGAGUACCGCAAGUGUGUGUAUGGCCAAGCAGGAAUGAACACCCUUUCGUCCAUGCCGCUGCAGACGCUGCCAGAGAGUAAGCCCAGCUUCGGGCCCAGUAUGGGCCAGUACAGCUGCCCUGCUGGACUUCUGAAGGAGCUGCUGACGUCAGACACAGACCAGCAUGGAGAGCUCAUGCCGUCAGUGGACACUGUGGUGUCUCAGUCCAGCGGAGGCUGCAUGCUGCCGCCAUACAGCAGCAGCCAGCACGCAGCCAAACUCAUGGGAGGAGGGAAUGGUCAUCCGCAUGGUCUCUCUCACACUCACCCCCACAAUGUGCACAGCCAAGCACCGACAACGUCACCAGCUAUGAAUGGCCGCUUGCUCAUGUCCCUGAGCCACAGCGGGGGCACCACGCGUUUGCCUACAGCCAAAGGCCCUAUGCAGAUGCCUUAUGGCAUCUCCAGCCACCUCAGUGUGGGAGGCAUGCCUGGUGGCUUCUGCCCUCUCAACACCAACGGGUACGGCCGGCCAGGCCUGCAACAGCCCCUCCACCCAGAAAAGCUGCCCAGCGACCUGGACGACAUGUCCAUCGAGAAGUUUGAGUUUGACAUGGAGACGGUCCUCAAUGAAACUCUGAUGGACGGGGACUCCCUGGACUUCAACUUUGAGCCAAUGGUGACCCAACAAGGUUUCCCUUGUGUGAAGACCACCACACACAGCUGGGUGUCAGGGUAGAGAGCUGUGUGUUGUUUGGUAAAAGGCACAAUCAGAACUGAGACAAAAAAAGUGUAUCUUAGGAUGUUUAAUCCUCAACCCAACUUCACCUGCAUUUUCUGGACCAUCAACCAUCAACAACAUUUCUGUUUCAAAAAUACUUUUUGGAUCACUUCAGUAGACUGAGACUGGUGAUCAGCCGAGGAAGCAACUCCAUUAGAGCCCCUGAACUGGUGAAGAUGAAAGCUGAGUUAUUUUUGAAAUAUCAAAUAAUUUGUACAAACUAAGUGCCAAACAUUUUGCCUUAACAUAAGAGCCAAACUGAAACACACCUCUCUGGUUUACUCAACAAGGUUACAGAAACUAUACAGUGGUUCUGUCUGCAAUUUUUGCAAGUGACACUACCAAUGACAUCUCAUCAGCAGCAGCACAAUCUGUAAAAGUGCACAAACUCAUACCAUGAUGUUUACCGUGUUUCCACAAUCACACUUUUUGUAUGUACAGUGUAGUGAUAAUUGAUUACCACUACGGAAGAUUUAUGAAGGUUAUCUGGCUCAUGGGUUUGUGGACUGACAUGUUGUAAAGUGAAAGACUUCUCAAGGGAUCCUUGGAUGUUGUUACAUAAUAACUCACUUUGUCAUUGCCUGAAUGUACAUAAUGUCAUCAUACAGUUUGUAAAAUCAGGCCUCUUAGUGUAUUUUCUAAGAUUGUAAAUAGUGUUUACAGAGCAGAAGCAAAAGUUAAGGCAGCAGAAAUGAGCUCACGUUGAAAACUGGAUCAGAUUCUUUAAACAGUGGACAGAUCGAUGCUUGAGAAGUCUUCUCAAUCAGGCUGUAAAAUGGUAACACACUUUCUGAUUUCUUGUACAUACAUUAAGAAUGUAUAUUAAAAUGAUGUAGUAGAUGUUUACUGGAUUUAGUAUAUAUUUGAGACCUAAAUUAUUUGUGGUUAAUAUAAAUUUAUGCUGGUGCAUAACCUGCACUCAGACAUCAGAAUUGUUCUGAGUCAUUUGUCACUCUGAACCUUAAUACCACAGGGGCCUAUUUAUUGUGCCUAACAGAGUAGAUAUCAUCUGCAGGCUUGAAGGGUUUUAUAUUGUAAAUGUCUAUGGCCCAGAAGAUACUCAAAUCCAGCAGUCUUGAAGAAAAGUACAGCAAAUUCUUUAUUUUUAGUUCCGUGCUUUCACUUUUUUUAGAAUUCAAGAAGAAACGAGUGACUGUACAUUCUUAUUUUUAGGGUUUCCUAAACGCUUUGCAGCUCUGUGAAAGGUCAGACAUGGCUGAGUCCAAUAUCUGCCAGAGAUUGUCAUUAAAGACACUGUGAGUAACCAGCCUGUCCCCUGUUCAGUUUCAGAACUUUUUGAAAUUUUCGUCUUUGUCUCUUAAAGUUAGUGUGACUCAUUAAAUUAGUACAGUAUGAUUCCUUUUUGUUCAAAAGAGCCGUGUGAUGCUGUCAGUAGGGUCAGCUUUACUGCUUUUAAUGAGUCUCCACUUUCACUCUGCCCCUCCUACCUCUAGCCAUCUCUAUGUCUUUUUAAACAUUUGAUAACUUGCUUUUAUAGCUCCUAUCCUGUUCUUAAUAACAAGUCUAUUUUAAUUAUUUUUGCCCUUGUAAAGCGCCACUAAAUGUUAAAUAUUUUAUCUAGCAUGUAUAUUUGCAUUUUCUGACUUGCUUUUCCCACUUAUUGCUGUACUAACAAUGAGCUUGUCAGCCUGUCAGUGACUUAUUAUGCAGAGUCACAAUUAGUGUACAAGAUUGUGGCUACCUUUGUGAAGAUGGUGCCUGUAAACAUGGCUGCUUCUAAUGAAGUUGACUGGUUCGAUGGCUGAAAGACCAGGUGGUUUAAAGAUAACAGACUAAAACUGCCUAUUCUACAUUAAUGUUUAUUGCAUGAUUUAUCCAGAAACCACAUAUGUCUGAUCAUGUGUUGUCAAGGGCUCGGAGUAUGCAGGUUUUUAUUUGAGUCUAAUGACUUCACCCCCACCCAGGGAGGAAAGCUCUGUAAUUAGUUUGAAAGGAAAAACUUGCAUACUCCAGAGCAGUAAUGGCAAAUGAUCUGACACUGCUGACAGAUUUUUAUGAAAGCCAGGGAGCGGGGCAGGUUUAAUAAGAGUAAAAUGAAAUUAUUAACAUUUCAAUAGGCCGUUAAAGACGCUGCUGUUUGGCUUUGGUGCCAGGUGUUGCCUUUUCUUACCCAAACAUGCCAUAGUGUACUACAGCCAAAUUUGCCUUUGAAGUCAAAGUGAUAUAUUUAGCAUUUUUAUCAUGUGAUAUGUUUAGAAUUAUAUAUAUUUGUGCCGGUCACUCAAGUCAGGAUAAACUGUAAUGAAUCCAUGUAGUCAGUGUCACAGGAUUCACUCUAAAAGUGAAAGAGCUGUACUAAGUAAAUUAUAUCUCUACAUUUUUAAAUGAUUGAAUCUAUGCAUUGUAUUCCUUAAUUUUAAGUUGCUAUUGUUAUAUUUUCCUUUUCUUUGAACUGAUGACAGAGAUAUUUUAUUGUAACAUAGCGCUGUGAGAUAUUAUGGUGUUGUUGUUGUCAAAACUCUAUGUUCCAAAUAGUUAUAUGGAAAAAAAUGAAGUUUAUUUAGAAAAUAGAUGAUGCAGUGAUUAAUAUGCUAAGCUUUUGUAAACUGACAAUGUUGUAUUUCUUGUAUUUAGCUACAGUUUUUAGAAAAUAACAUCAAAAAGCAAAUUACUGAAAAAAAAGUAAAGAUUUAUUGCAUUUUUAAAAUUGAAAACACAAUAUUUAGUCUGUCAGAGAAGUCCUGCUCCGAAAGCAGAUUCUGGACCAAUUUUGUAAUUUUAUGAGUAGAAAGAUAUUGCACUUUUACUUACAUUUUUUAACAAAGUGCUCCUCUUGACAAGAGGAAGCGUUCCCAUUACAUAUUUUAAAAUAAAAAUCUGUUACAUUGAACUUAUAUACAGGAAAAAAUUGGAACUGUGCUGUGUGAUUUGCAAUCAAUACAAAUAUGUAACUUGUUCAAUAUUAAUGUAUUAAGAUCUGAAUAAAUGUACUUCUGUGUUAAA